UUCGGCUGGGCUGCGCGGCCUGCUGUUGCUGUACCGGCACUCUUGCUUAGCCGUAGUGAGCACACAGUCACACCGUGUGCAGGGUAUGCCAAGACAACCGAGCGGUCACGAGCAAAAAAGAACUGGAACGGAAAGGAUGCCAUCCAUGGGCUUGGCGGUCUUAAGGCUCGCUUCACACAGUGUGGUUAAGUCUUGGCCACUAUGGGGAACUGUGUGUCAAUCCGGGGUAUACGCGUGUAUUGAAUUGUGCUGGAGUGAGCGACCAACCUCCUUGCCUGCCUGCCUGUCUCGAAUCUCACCACAUGAUAGUUGUGUCUUGUACUGUACUGAGAGCUUCACUCAGUGUAGAGGAUCAUGCCCCAAUUUCGGCUAUCGGCAAUGCACCCAACUGUUACACAACAGAGGUCGGGACUUAUACGGCAAGUCUAUGAGCAAUGAGCCCAUGCAUCUUACGCACCAGGAUAAAUACAAAUCGAGGAUGCAGCCUCAGACUGCCCUCUUUUUCCAUGAUCAUGAAUUCUGGUACGAGUGCCCGUUUUCCCCGUCCCGAUGACGUCGAUACCCGAGAACACACUUGGUGCGCGGGACAACUGCC
Molecule: messenger RNA, 595 nt
Organism: Aspergillus japonicus CBS 114.51
Lineage: Eukaryota; Fungi; Ascomycota; Eurotiomycetes; Eurotiales; Aspergillaceae
Exons: 1
Coding region: 86-553 (155 amino acids)
Source: RefSeq, a predicted model, not a curated record